AUGACGCCCACCCCGCCUUCGACCAACUCUUCCACCGGGGGCCGCUCCCCUGAAGAGCAAUUUCGGGUUGUGAGGAAGAGGAAUCGCGUGCCUUUGAGCUGCUACCCGUGCAGGACAAGAAAGAAAUGCGACCGGAACCACCCGUGCAGCAACUGCACCAAGCGAGAGGGCAUGGACACGUCGUCAUGCUCAUAUGCCGCGCCAGCCACUCGGAAGAAGAGCCAGAACCAGGUCGACGCCACUCCCGACGACAUGCAGAACAGGAUCGAUCGGUUAGAAGGCCUUGUCCUGUCCCUGAUGCAUGGCGGGGCUAAUGUAGACCCUGCUUCAGCCGCUGCGGCUGGCCGUGCUGCCUCCACGUCGCAGUCGUUGACCGACAGCGGCUCCUCCGCCAAAGCCGGCCGCGGCGAGGGCGUGGCAAUGGCCGAAGACGACAGCGACUCGGAAGAUGGACUCGCGGCUUCACUGGGCGUCUUGAAGGUUGACCCCGACAAGGGCAAGUCGAUGUAUAUCGGCCAGGAGCAUUGGCAUACGCUGCUAGCGGACAUUGCCGAGGAGUUGGAGACAAGUUACGAGCGCGUCAGACUGUCCAAGCCAAUGGCUGCCCGCGAAGGCCCGACGCUGCUGCUUGGCGCCCUGCCGGCAUCCGAGAUCGAGCUCCGCGCCGAACUGCCUCCCAAGUCGAGCAUCCUGACCUUGUGCAGCCGCUACUUCAACUCCAUGGACAACGCCGUUUGUAUAAUACACGGGCCGACCUUUUUCAAGCAGCUCAAGAGUCAUUGGGAGGAUCCAUCAAAAACGCCAAUCAUGUGGCUAGGGCUGCUAUAUUCCGUGCUUACCCUUGCGAUGCUGAGUUACCACAAAGUUGGCGAUGAGCCUCCUGAGUGGAGGGGCCGGACCCUGGAGCUGGCAUCGCAAUACCGGCUGAGGACGGUGCAGUGUCUGAUCAAGGCAGACUAUACGAAGCCGGUGGAAUACACCGUCGAGGCCAUGCUUCUCUACGUCUUUGGAGAGUACUCCUCUCGGUGGGACGCCGACCUUGGGCUGUGGUUGAUUGUCUCCGUCAUCACCAGGAUAGCCUUCCGCAUGGGAUACCAUCGAGACGCGAAAUGGUUUCCCAAUCUUACCCCGUUUCAAGCUGAGAUGAGAAGAAGAUCGUGGGCGCUUGUGCGCAUGUCCGAUGUCAUCUUUUCGCAUCAGGUCUCAUUGCCCAACAUGAUCUACGAGAACGACUGCGAUACUCAGCUCCCGAAUAACCUGUUUGACGACGAGUUCCACCCAGACAGCAAGGAAUUGCCGCCUUCCCGCCCUGCCUCGGAGCCGACACCAAUCUCGUACAUGAUUGCCAAAGUGAAGCUCUGUUCUGAGUUGGGGAACAUCAUGCAAGCGACAACCAUGGUGGGCAAGACUGUCCCCUAUGACGAGAUUAUCCGCUUCGAUGCAAAGCUCCGCCAGGUGAUGCAGGAACUCCCUCCUCACCUCCGACUCGGCGCAUUGGAAGCGUCCCAAGACCCCGUGACAUUGAUAAUUGCCAGGUACAACGUUGAUAUUCUGUAUCAGAAGAUCCUCUGCCUGCUGCAUCGGAAAUACCUCGCAAAGGCUCGGCACAACCCGAGAUAUGCCUUUUCACGGCGCAGUGCCAUCGAGGCCUCGCUGCAAGCGCUGGACCACCUAGCCAAGCUGCAUCGCGAGUCUCAAGGCAAUGGCCGGCUGCGUUCUGUUUCAUGGUACAUCAAAUCGAUUGCCACAAAGGAGUUUACUCUACCGGCCAUGCUCAUUGUCCUGGAUCUUCACUACGACAACAUGGCGAGACAGGCAAACAAUCCUCCAGAAGAAGGCGUUUUCUUGUACACUCAAGAGCAACGCAACAAGAUGAUUGGUGCUCUCGAGACCGCCAAGGCGAUCUGGACUGAUCUUGCCAACACCUCCAUGGAAGCAUUCAAAGCCACCAAAAUCAUUGAGAUCAUGAUGGAGAAGAUCAAAGUCGCCCCUACAGAUACCAUGGAUUCAAACAGCGAUCCAUUGUCGAGUCGGACUGAUUCUUUGUCCGCCUCCAUCGUGGGGUCACAAAUCGAUCAAACACCCAUGUCGUUCCUCGGCUCUCCCCUGGGGAUACCCGGCGUUGGUGUUGGUGGCCAAGACCCAUUCAUGCAGAACAAUGCUUUCAUGGGCAUGGACUUUGGUCUUCGGGGUUCCAACGCAGCCGAUUUCCAGCAAUUCGAUGCUCUCAAUGCCGGGGGUCCCGCCUCUCCGCUGUCCAUGUUUACCAACCUGGGCGGCACUGGGGCAGGCGACCUGGCCAGCUUUGACUGGGGCGCAUUUGAAAACUAUACACAGAUGACGACUUGGGGAGCCGACCAGAGUUUCCAGAUUUACGGCAACACAGACCAGUCGUCGACAGACCAAGGGCUCGGCGAUGGCAUGUUGAAUGGGACUGGCAGCGGGCAGCAGUAA
Molecule: messenger RNA, 2454 nt
Organism: Trichoderma reesei QM6a
Lineage: Eukaryota; Fungi; Ascomycota; Sordariomycetes; Hypocreales; Hypocreaceae
Product: N-terminal binuclear Zn cluster-containing protein
Exons: 5
Coding region: 1-2454 (817 amino acids)
Biological process (GO): DNA-templated transcription; regulation of DNA-templated transcription
Cellular component (GO): nucleus
Molecular function (GO): zinc ion binding; DNA-binding transcription factor activity, RNA polymerase II-specific; DNA binding
Source: RefSeq, a predicted model, not a curated record